CGUCAUCACUCCGCGUCAGACACAGCUGAUUCCACAGCUCUGGGAUGUCCUAGUUGUCCGGCGUCCACGACUCGUGACAUGUGAUCAUAAUAUUAAGAAUUUAUCAAAUCUUCAAAAUUAUACAUUAUUUGUUUAUCCUAAGGGAAUAUGCAGCGUGUUUUGCGUUCGCCAUGGUUUGCUGCUGGGGUGUCCUUGGCCAUUGGAACAAGGGUCGGCGCUUCUCUUCAUAGUUUGCAGAAGGACACUACAGCCAGCUCCACUGACAGACUCCUAGAUCACGAUCUGCACUCUUUACUGUCUCGAGUCCCCGUUAUCCCUCUACCGAGUGUUGAGGCGGCCACCGAGUUGACGAUGUACCGGGGGGGUCCUGUUGGCUCAAAGCCCGGCGCUGUGAUGAAGUACGGCUUCCCCUCGUUGGCCAACAUCAAGAGCAGAGAGUCCUACAUCACGUCAUACGACCCCCGCACCCGCACGGCCUCUUGGGUAAUAGAACAGCUCACACCGGACAGCUUGACCGGCUCGUCAGACAGGAAGUACUCUGACUUCAAAGAAGAUGAUAGCGUCCACGUUUACCAUCGAUCGACCAACCAGGACUACAGGGGGAGCGGCUUCGAUAGAGGUCACCUGGCAGCAGCAGCCAAUCACAAAUGGAGUCAAAAGGCCAUGGAUGACACCUUCAUUCUGAGUAAUGUUUCUCCACAGUGUCCUCAUCUCAACCGGAAGGCCUGGAACAACUUGGAGCAGCUUUGUCGCUCUCUGACCAAACAAUACCUCAAUGUCUACGUCUGCACUGGACCCCUCUACCUGCCCAGAGCUGAGGCUGAUGGGAAGCUCUACGUUCGCUACCAAGUGUUGGGUCGAAACCACGUUGCCGUGCCAACGCAUUUCUUUAAGGUGCUCAUUCUGGAGCGGGCUGGGGGCCAGGGUGUGGAGCUCAGGUCCUACGUCCUGCCCAACAACCCAGUGGAGGACAACGUUCCUCUGGAGAGCUUCCUGGUUCCCAUAGAAACCAUCGAGAGGGCCUCCGGACUGCUGUUUGUUCCGAACAUCAUGAAGAUGACCGGCAGCCUCCAGGCCAUCUCUGCCAGAUAACGGCUCUUGAGUCAGAACAGUAGUGGAAGGGGUGAACGAGCAGGAACUUGGUCCUCCGUAUCUUACGUUGAAUACACACAUUUUCGUGAAAUCAAGAUGCGUUUUAGCAGAAUCCGUCAUGUACGUGCUAAACAUGUACAUUUUUAACCGAUAUUAUAUACACGUGUGUUUUACGUGUGUGACUUGUUCUCAAUUAUAGUGUCAAUAAAGUGGUAUUUAUAAAA
Molecule: messenger RNA, 1316 nt
Organism: Gadus macrocephalus (Pacific cod)
Lineage: Eukaryota; Metazoa; Chordata; Actinopteri; Gadiformes; Gadidae
Gene: endog
Product: endonuclease G
Exons: 6
Coding region: 148-1092 (314 amino acids)
Biological process (GO): apoptotic DNA fragmentation
Cellular component (GO): nucleus; mitochondrial inner membrane
Molecular function (GO): single-stranded DNA endonuclease activity; metal ion binding; RNA endonuclease activity
Source: RefSeq, a predicted model, not a curated record